CACUUCCUCCUCAUAGUGAGGACCUGGAGUUUAUAGCGAGCACGCCUGCACACGCGCGCGUAUAUACACACACAGUCACACACACUCAGUCACUCACACACACACACACACACACACGCACGCAUAUUGAGCGCACUAAAACUUCUUCUCAUCGCACCUUCCAUCACACGGGAUGGCGAGGCGACCGAGACACAGUGUUUACAGCAGCGACGAGGAUGAGGACGAUGUGGAGAUUUACGAUCAUGACUACGAUGCACCAUUAGCCAAAACUGGAAAACGGCACCUCGGCAAAACACGAUGGACGCGCGAAGAGGAUGAGAAGCUGAAAAGACAAGUGGAACAUCAUGGCUCAGAGGACUGGAAAGUCAUUGCCAGCUUUUUGCCUAACCGCACAGAUGUUCAGUGUCAGCACCGCUGGCAGAAAGUCCUCAACCCGGAGCUCAUUAAAGGACCGUGGACCAAAGAAGAAGACCAGAGGGUGAUCGAGCUGGUGCAGAAGUACGGUCCGAAACGCUGGUCGGUCAUAGCGAAGCACUUAAAGGGCCGCAUCGGAAAGCAGUGCCGCGAACGCUGGCAUAAUCACUUAAACCCAGAGGUCAAGAAGACCUCCUGGACCGAGGAGGAAGACCGAAUCAUCUACCAGGCCCACGAGAAGCUUGGCAACCGUUGGGCCGAGAUCGCUAAACUGCUCCCUGGGAGAACCGACAACGCCAUAAAGAACCACUGGAACUCUACGAUGCGGCGUAAAGUGGAACAGGAAGGCUACCUGCAGCACGCGCACAAAGUCAGCUCGACGCCGAUCGCCAACGGAUACACGAAAACAUCCCACCUGCUCAACUACAGCCACAACCCGACCAGCAGCUCCAUGCCACCCAGCCCCAUCACUAACCAGUACCCGUACUACAUCUCCGACCCGCAGCGGGUGCCGUUUCCAUUGGCUCUGCAGCUGAACAUUUUUAACAUCCCUCAGCACGGCACCGCGGCUAUACAGAAACACUAUAAUGAAGAAGAUCCCGAAAAAGAGAAGAGAGUGAAGGAGAUUGAGAUGCUUCUGAUGUCGACAGAGAAUGAGCUGAAAGGACAACAAGCACUACCCAUCUCCAUGGCCAGUUACACAUGGGGCCGGGGCUCUUUGACUGACACCUCGGUGGGCGUGGCUGUCUCCGUCCCAGCCCCGCCCUUGGAGCAAGGCUGCCUUCCGGAAGAGAGCGCCCACGGGAACACGAACAGCCCGAACAGUAGCAGCAGCACGAACGGCAGCGGCAGCGGAGGCGCUGGCAGCAGCGGCAUCAUGGCAGCCUUACCGGAGUUCAUGGAUAUCGAUUCUUUCUUAAAUGCUUCCGUGAAUCCAGUCUCGGAUGGUCAGAGUCUCCCCGUCUCACCGUCAGCCGUGUGCCCCCAGAAGCCUCUGCAACCCGACCUCAGUCUCCACCACCAGAAGGAGAAUGAUAUGUUCAGGACUCCGCCUCUAAGGCGCUCCAUCCUGGAAUGUUCUCCUCGCACUCCUACUCCAUUCAAAACCACACUGACCUUGCAGGACACCAAAUAUGGACCACUAAAGAGGACCCACAGCCCUCCUGUAGACUCGGUCGUUGGGGGAAUUAAACAGGAGCCUCAGGAAUGUGAAGUGAGUGUCGGAGGAGCUCAUCAUGAUCAACCUCCGCUCAAGAAGAUUAAACAAGAGGUCGAGCCAACGUGUCUGCAGUGGGAAGGCCAGAGUCUUCAUACUCAGCUUUUUCCUUCCAGUGGCCCGGCCCAAAAUAUGCCGGAUCUUUUGUCGAGCUCGCUGCUGAUGCUGCCCGGAUCGGAGAAGAGUGAGGACGGACAUAAAGCAGCUCAGAUGCAACGCAGAACUCUGGGCAGCCCAGUGCAGCACGUGGGCACAUGGGAGCAGGUGCAUUGCGGGAAAACCGAGGACCAUCUCCUGCCCUCAGAGCCCGCACACAAAUACCUCAACAGCUUCUGCUCCCGCACGCUGGUCAUGUAGGAGACACGGGGAGAGUUUGAGAGACAGAAGACAAUCAUCCUGUAAUAAUGGGAAAAAAAAGAAAAAAGAAAACACUCCAUGGCCGCUCCUAAGGCGGGGUUGAGUCAUUGUGGUACGCGAUUUGGGAGAGGCGUCGAGCCGUUCAUUUGACGGCACGGCCUUCAAUUAAGUUGUGCGUUUCCUUGUUGGAAGUCAGCCAACCAAAGAAAAAACGAAAGUCGUCUUUUUUUUUGGUUUGUUUUUCUACUUUGUUUUUUCUACUUUGUCAUCUUUUUUAAAAAAAUUUUUAUAAUAAUAAUGUAUUAUAAUAUUUUGUAUUAUAUGUGGGGGAAAUUGAACUGUCUAUGAGGGCUCUAAUUGUAUGGAUUUUAAUAUAAAUAACAAUUUGUAAUAAUUUAUUAUUUUGUAUUAAGAAUAAUUAACUAUGACAGGCGCAUUCGUCAGUGUUGGACCCCAGUAUUCGUGAAUCCCGCUAAUCUUAUAGCUGUGCGUUACCAGUAAGGAGCGUGUUUCCUUCGAGCAUUACCAUGAUUUACAAUCCCGUAGCCCAGAAGUGCUGCCUCACAAACGACACAGAAUGAUGUUUAAAAAUGCGCUACACACACAAAAAAAACAACGUAUUCCUAACCAAAGCACUGAUCCGAGUACAAGUGCCUCAUAGUUCCAAGUGCCAAGUUCAGAAAUAAUGUAUGUCCUUAUUAAGACACCCAUCAUUUCACUAGUGUUACCAUUUCAUAAAA
Molecule: messenger RNA, 2727 nt
Organism: Silurus meridionalis
Lineage: Eukaryota; Metazoa; Chordata; Actinopteri; Siluriformes; Siluridae
Gene: myb
Product: v-myb avian myeloblastosis viral oncogene homolog
Exons: 15
Coding region: 173-1987 (604 amino acids)
Biological process (GO): regulation of DNA-templated transcription
Cellular component (GO): nucleus
Molecular function (GO): RNA polymerase II cis-regulatory region sequence-specific DNA binding; DNA-binding transcription factor activity, RNA polymerase II-specific
Source: RefSeq, a predicted model, not a curated record